Pezoporus occidentalis (night parrot) is the source of this 3151-nucleotide messenger RNA. RefSeq names its product metallophosphoesterase domain containing 1 (gene MPPED1). The record is from RefSeq and is a predicted model, not a curated record. The transcript is spliced from 7 exons. Gene Ontology annotation, molecular function: hydrolase activity. The coding region runs from base 1892 to 2800 and encodes 302 amino acids. Lineage: Eukaryota; Metazoa; Chordata; Aves; Psittaciformes; Psittacidae.
UUGCACUGUGUUUCAGAAAAUGAAGAGGAGGAAGAGGAGAGUGUAUCUCUUUAGUAAAGCUUUCAUUUGCAGAUUGAUUUGCCUGGCUCAUCCUUUCCCACAGAAUAAUGACUUUUUAGGAUUAUUUCAGUAUUCAUUUCCAGAUAGCAGAACUGAAGAUAGCAGACUAGUUCCAUUGAUUGUCUUCUAUCUGGAAUGGGUAUUUUAGACAGCAAAAAACCCUUUACCAUUUUCAACCUGUUUCUCAUAGUGAGCGAUUGCUUUACCAGUUUCAUGGUGGUCAGUCUAGAACAAGCUUUGGGGGGUUGUGUUUGAGCCAAAAAUAGUAAUUUGUGGUAAUGAAGCCAAUCACUAGUGGUUAUAGAAAUGUUACUAUGACAAUUGUGACCACUGCUGUGAAAUACUCUGUAAUGUGGGGUUUUUUUGGUUUAAAUGGUCUACUUCCCUGUUUAAAGGAUGACCUGGCAGCUUAUGAAAAGCACUGCAGUGCUGCAUGGGGAAGACCUGACCUGAACCCCUGGGCAAGCUCUUGGAAGGGUUUCUGGUUAACAGUGUCCAAAAUUUACUCAAGAAGCAAGUGUGUCACACUGUGUGGUCUAUCACAGACUCUCAUGUGCUUCUUUAAGGUAUUUUACUGCUAUUAUCUUACUGUCUUUCCCUAAAAAAAAAAAAAAGAAAAAAGGACUUUGAUGUUUUAUAGCUGCAUGAAAACGCCCUUUUUUGUUGUUUUUAGGCUUUGAGACAAAGGGCAGAUGAUGAAGGGAACAGUGGGGAUGAUGGAAUGAGAUAUAGCAAGAGAUUAGUGGACAUGAGAGUGAACUGAAAGAUGAACACAAAAUAAACCAGAAUCUGAGAAUGAAGAAGUUAGAUUAUAAUAAAAUGUUGGCUUGAAAUGAAAAAAAAAAAAAAAGGAGAGAAACAGGAUGCAUAAAAAGGCUGGAAAAUUUAUGUAAAAGAGGGAAAUAACUAUGCCAGCUAUACAGGAAGGCUGUGAGAUGAAAAUACCAGAAAUUUCAGGCUGAAAAAGAAAAAUCUUAAUACAAAGAUUUAUUUGAGGACCUCAUCAAAAGGUUUAAAUAUACAUCUGGGUUCAAGGGCUUGCUUCAGGACAGAUGUUGCAAUUCAUGUAGUUUAUGGACUGAUGCGAAGCCUUCUGAAGACGGUGGACCAGUGUCCAUUGUACACAAUGGGCUUUGGGUCAGAGCUCUUGAGAGCAUUUGACCAUAUGCUAGAGAAAGCAGCAGAAAUAUAAUGUAUGGAGAACAUUCAUGCCAUCAGUAAGAAGAUGGCUUAGCUGAUUUAAUAGAUUUUUCUCAGUCUGUGAUUCUAACAGCCAGGUUUCUGAUAUUUAUUUUAGUAUUCAUGUUCUUGCAGUCCUUUUUACAUUUCUCUGUUUUUCCCUGGCAGACAUCCCGCAGCUCCAUAAGUCUGGGGGAAGAGGAUGGUUAGCAUGUUGUUGCUGUGGGGAUUUGAGUUUUAAUACUCUGUGUUGGUAAUGCUGGGCAUAUAAUCUUAAAACUUGCAUGCUAUAGAAGCAGAUAAUUAUUUCCCUGCUGCAUUUUAUACCCUGGUUUGGGAAAGGAAGAAAGUUCUGAAUAUUAAAAGAAAGAAAAAGUUAUGAUUUGGGAACUGUUCAAAAUGGAAACAGAAAGAGGGGAGUAAUGGGUGUCAGUCUGGUUAUCAGUCAAGCUGCAAAGAGACAGCUUGUUCUGUCGAACACGAAGAAUGUUAGUAGUCAGCCAACCACUUAUGCAGGAAGAAAACCCUAGACUGAAAGGUUUUUCGAAGGGGAGUGUGCUGAUUAGGUAAGGAGAUGUCAUGGUCUGCUUCCGUCGAUGUAGGAAGAUAGCAGUUAUGAUUGCCUGAAAAAGCCGAACUACGCAGUGCAAGCAUGGCUUUCUCUCAGUCUCACAUUAUGGCAGCUAGAAGGCAUCAGCACAGUAGACUCAUAAUUGAAGUGGAUGAGUACAGCUCCAACCCCACACAGGCAUUCACGUUCUACAACAUUAACCAGGGACGUUUCCAGCCCCCACAUGUGCAAAUGGUUGAUCCGGUGCCCCAUGAUGCUCCCAAACCUCCAGGAUAUACACGAUUUGUCUGUAUUUCUGAUACUCACUCAAGAACUGAUCCCAUCCAAAUGCCAUAUGGAGAUGUGUUAAUACAUGCUGGUGAUUUUACUGAGCUGGGACUUCCUAGUGAAGUAAAAAAAUUCAACGAGUGGCUAGGUAGCCUGCCCUAUGAAUACAAGAUUGUGAUAGCAGGAAAUCAUGAAUUGACCUUUGACCAGGAAUUCAUGGCUGACUUAAUCAAGCAGGACUUUUACUAUUUCCCCUCUGUUUCUAAGCUGAAGCCAGAGAGCUAUGAAAAUGUACAGUCUCUUCUAACAAACUGCAUCUAUCUUCAAGACUCUGAAGUGACGGUGAGGGGAUUCAGAAUAUAUGGCUCCCCUUGGCAACCUUGGUUUUAUGGCUGGGGCUUUAAUCUUCCACGAGGCCAAGCACUAUUAGAGAAAUGGAACCUUAUUCCAGAUGGAAUAGAUAUUCUUAUAACACAUGGACCACCUCUCGGUUUUCUAGACUGGGUUCCUAAGAAAAUGCAACGGGUGGGAUGUGUUGAGCUGCUGAACACAGUCCAGAGACGAAUACAGCCAAGGCUUCAUGUUUUUGGACAUAUCCAUGAAGGCUAUGGUGUCAUGGCUGAUGGAACUACUACCUAUGUGAACGCAUCUGUGUGCACUGUGAAUUACCAGCCACUUAAUCCACCUAUAGUUAUUGACUUACCUACUCCAAGGAACACAUGAUUAUAAUGAGGAUUUAAAGUUGUACCCAACACAUUAGCAACUUUAUAUUGCUGGCUGAGAAUCCGAAUAGGGAUUCAUUCAACAAAAAAAAAGCAAAACUCUUCCUUUUUCCCUGCUAGCUCUUAACAGAUAAAUUUUGAGUGACGAAAGUGGAUGAGGAGCGAAGACAUUUUGGUGCCAGAAACAGAUUAAAGACUCUAAACAUUUCACCAUUAAAAUAUUUGUGAACACAGAAAAGUGAAUGCAUUCCACAUAUAUAAUAUACAUAUACAUAUAUAUAUAUCUCAAGUAGGGACUUUUGUAUAUACCGUACAUUAUAUUGGACGUAUUAAAAGAACAAUGUCUUUGAAA